Messenger RNA from Pezoporus occidentalis (night parrot), 1531 nucleotides. It is a transcript of the gene SYCP3, whose product is annotated as synaptonemal complex protein 3. Bases 67 to 798 code for a protein of 243 amino acids. Lineage: Eukaryota; Metazoa; Chordata; Aves; Psittaciformes; Psittacidae. The transcript is spliced from 9 exons. Gene Ontology annotation, cellular component: synaptonemal complex. The record is from RefSeq and is a predicted model, not a curated record. Gene Ontology annotation, biological process: meiotic cell cycle; spermatid development.
AGGGGCCAGUGCAGGGGAUGGAAGGUGUUUGGGUGGAGAGUAAGGAAUAAGGAAGAAAACCUUAUUAUGGCUCCAUCAGGAAGAAAGCAUGGAGGAAAAGCUAGUAAACCAGCACAGGAAGAUCAAGCCAUACCUGCCUAUGACUUUCAGGAGGAAAGAAAAGAGCUGAGUGGAUCAGAGGAAGAUAUUAGAAAAGGUGAAACACCAGUAAUGGACAAGCAUGGAAAGAAAAGACCUUUGGUGACUACUCAUGUGGUUCCAGAUGAUGUAGGGGGUGAAGUGCAGAAUAUGCUGGAAAGAUUUGGAGCGGACAUUAACAAGGCUCUCUUAGCUAAGAGGAAAAGAUUAGAAAUGUAUACAAAAGCCUCACUAAAAACCAGUAACCAGAAGAUUGAACAUGUUUGGAAAACACAGCAGGAGCAAAGGCAGAAUCUCAAUCAUGAAUUCUCCCAGCAGUUCCUGACUUUAUUUCAGCAAUGGGAUGUAGAUGUGCAGAAAGCAGAGGAGCAGGAAGAAAAACUAGCGAAUAUGCUUCGUCAGCAACAAAAAGUUUUUCAACAGGCAAGAAUAGUACAAAGUCAGAGGCUGAAAACCAUUAAGCAGCUCUAUGAGCAGUUCUUAAAGAGCAUGGAAGAGCUGGAGAAGAGCAAUGAAAGUCAUCUAGCUGGUGUACAAAAUGAACUCCGCAAAGAAAUGACUAUGUUGCAGAAGAAGAUUAUGAUGGACACUGGACUUUAUUAUAUAGGAUCCAGAGCAACCUCAACAGGCUUGAGAGGUGGGCAGCUGCACACCUCAUGAAGUUCAACAAGGCCAAGAGCAAGGUCCUGCACCUGGGUCGGGGCAAUCCCAAGCACAACCACAGGCUCGGAAGAGAACUGAUUGAGAGCAGACCUGUGGAGAAGGACUUGGGGGUGUGGAUUGAUGAGAAGCUCAACAUGACUCAGCAGUGUAUGCCUGCAGCCUAGAAACCAACUGUAUCCUGGUAAGGCACUGGCACAGACUGCCCAGAGAAGUUGUGACUGCCCCAUCCCUGGAAGGCCAGGUUGAGCUCUAUGAUGAUCUUCACAAAUAAAAAAUAUGCAAUAAAGCCGAUCUUUUUUUUCAUCCAUUGAUGAGUUUUUUAAUUACAAAAGAGAUAAACAGUUUAUCUCUUCAUUUUAAUGAUUAAGGUAAAUUCCUGUUUCAGGUAACUAAACCAGAAGCCACAGCACUGUUAGUAGGGCUUGAAGGACCAGAGUUAUGAUGUUAAAAACAGCGUAUUUCUAGGAGUAGGUUAAAACUGAAAGCUGUAACCAAAACACUCAAUAAGUAUGUGUUUGCAUCAACGUCAUAUAUAAUCUCUCUGAAGGAGCCUGAACCUAGUUCAGUGUCUUGGUCAUAAUGAAGCUGGUAAUACAGCAUCAGAGCAGAAUGGGAAAACUUUCACGGCACCCACUGACCCAGUAAACAUUAAGCCAAGAACCAGUUUAGUUUUAGGAGGUUUAGGACCAAAGUGAGAUUCCUUACCACCAGCUUCUGUGAGAUUUUGGCA